UGCCGCCAUGGCGGGGACCGGGAGCGCCGCCGCCGCCGCGCGCGGGCUGGCGCGCGUGGGAGCGGGAGCGCGCGCCGCGGGGUCCGCGGGGCCCGGAGCCGCGCGGGGGGGGAGCCCGUACAUGGGGUGGAGGCGGCUGCUGGGCCCCAAGGAGACACUGAGGCUGUUGGAGGGCUCCGUGGUGCACCGGGAAGGAGCCGUGCUGGCACUGAACAAGCCCCCAGGCCUCCCCGUCCUGGGGCGCCCUGGGGACCUGAGCCUGGAUGCACUGCUGCCAGCACUGAGACAACGCCUGGGCCUCGCUGCUGAGCUCCACGUAGUGAAGGCUCCUGCCAGGGUGUAUUCUGGCCUUGUCCUCCUGUCCAGCUGCUACCACACCACUAAGAAGCUCCAGCAGUUCUUCACCAAUGCUCGCUUGAGAGGCCAGUACCCUGCCACAUAUCGUGCCAUCACCGUGGGAAUCCCAACGGAGGUGGAGGGUGAGAUCCACACUGGGCUGUGCUGGCAGCAGCAUGGGGACAGAGCCAUGGUGGUGCCAGUGCCGGCCCCAGGACGCCGCAGUCUGGCCAGGAAGGAUGUGAAGAGCACCCUGACGCGCUACCGGGUGCUGGGCACUGUGGGGGGCUGUGCCCUCCUCCAGCUCCAGCCUAGGACGGCCUUCCCAGAACAGCUCCAGGUGCACCUGACACUGCUGCUGUGCCCGGCCCUGGGCGACCACAAGCACUCUUCCCGUGUGGGCAGGGUGCUGGGAGUGCCCUUUCUGACCCCUGAGACCGCCCUGACCAACACACAGGUGCUGGACAAGGAGUUGCUGUCCCGGCUGGGCCUUUCUCCACAGCAGCUCCAUUACCUCCCACUCCACAUCCACCUGCAGGAGCUGGUGUUGCCUGAGGGCCCCCUCUGUGCCCCCCCACCACCCCACUUCCUGCACACUCUGCGCUGCCUGGGGCUGCCUGAGCACUAGGAGCCCUAGUGCUGCAGGGGGACACCCACUCCACCCUUUUGCUCUCUGCCACCCCAUUAAAAUCCCCCCCGGCUGCCUGGGUA
Molecule: messenger RNA, 1047 nt
Organism: Corvus hawaiiensis (hawaiian crow)
Lineage: Eukaryota; Metazoa; Chordata; Aves; Passeriformes; Corvidae
Gene: RPUSD3
Product: RNA pseudouridine synthase D3
Exons: 9
Coding region: 8-964 (318 amino acids)
Biological process (GO): pseudouridine synthesis
Molecular function (GO): pseudouridine synthase activity; RNA binding
Source: RefSeq, a predicted model, not a curated record